AUGUCCGGCACAUCAACAUCUCUGUUCGGGGGCGAUGCGCCAUCUUCCCCCGCGAACAAAGACGUCGCGUCGGCUGUCAAGAUGCCCAGCGUCCCAGAUGCUCCACUUUCCGACGUUGAUUCGUUCGCGUCCGAGCUCGGUAGCCUAGCAUUGGCCAUACAAGCCGUUGACGAUACUGCUAGAGUUGCGCACGACGCAGAUCUAGUAGCCGGCAGAGCUGUGCAGGCCGCUAGAGUCGAAGCCAUCAUCGCUAGGAAGGCCAAAGAGGCUGUAGCAGCGCUCUUCACCAGCCAGCUCAAAGGCAAGUCCAAGUCACAUUCAACACUCGGUGAUAACCCUUGCACUUGGUAUGAUAUCAAGCAGUCCCUCUCCAAGAAACAGGACAAGAAUGACAAGCCCGCCGCUGUCACCAAGGGUGUCUUGAGCCUCCCCUUUGAGGUGUUUGGCGAAAUCGGCCAUCAUCUUAGUGUUACGGACCUCAACGACAUGCGUCUUGUCAACAGCCGCAUGAAGGAGGCUGUGGCAUUCCCAUACGGUAAGAAGAUUUCUGUUACUGAGAACAUCGUUAUCUUUCCUACGUUUGCAAGCGUUUCAGCGUUCUUGAUCAGGCUUGGGUUGGAGGAGGCGUAUCCUGGGACGGUUCGAACAAUCACCUUGGUUGGCGAGGGACCGACAACCCCGGAGCUCGGCUACAACUACGCUUGGGAAAAUCUCCACAUUCUCAAGUUCCCCGGCAUGCCAGAGCCAACCGAAGACCAGUUGUACGAGGAUGAAGAGAUCUUGGAGUUCGCCAACGAUGAGCACAAGCACUGGAGCCGGGCCAACGAGUCAUUCUGUCACACUGGCGCAUACCGUACCAUGCUCAGCCUUGUACUCGCCAAGCUGCCCAACUUGAAGACGAUUCAGGUUCGCAAGCUGUACCCCGGUGAGCACAUCCCGGGUUGGGCCGGGCCGGAGGCUUUGGAGAAGAUGUCGUCGUACCAUCCAUGGACUCCAGUCAACGAGAUAUACUAUGGCGAUUGGAAGUACGACGAGGUACACAAGCGUGUCACGAUGUGGAUAGACGAGUACGGUGAAGAGAUGGAAGAGGAUGACGCCGGCCCUCAGGCGGGUUUCGAGGAGGAUCUGUACGCGGCUAUGGCGUUGUCUGGUACAAAGGCUCAGGUCUUUGAGAUGCACAAGGAGUUAGUCUGA
Alternaria infectoria is the source of this 1194-nucleotide messenger RNA. RefSeq lists its product as uncharacterized. The record is from RefSeq and is a predicted model, not a curated record. Gene Ontology annotation, molecular function: protein binding. Lineage: Eukaryota; Fungi; Ascomycota; Dothideomycetes; Pleosporales; Pleosporaceae. Bases 1 to 1194 code for a protein of 397 amino acids. The transcript is spliced from 4 exons.